UGUUUUGGUUUUGUUGUGUGAUAGAAAACAUGUGCUCAUAAAAUGUAACAAUUUUAUUAGUCUAAUAUCACUGAUACAAUCAAUAGAGUAAUUCCAAAAAUCAUCUAAAUAUCAUAAAAACAACUUGAAUCAUUAAAAAUUAUUAUUGAAUAAACUAGCAAAGAUGUCAGUUACAUCAUCAAAAUCAGCUGCCAACAGUGUAUCAUCAAUAUUAAAUAAAACUGGACUAAGAACAAAAUUAAUUGCUCAACGUAAUCGUGUGUCAUUUCAACUUCCCAACAAUCUUGAACAAAUUCUUCUUACUACUGGUGAUACAACAGCAAAUAAAGCUUAUCAUAAUUUACUUUGUAUACUAAAAGAUGCUGUAAUCAAGGAUCAUGAAUUGUUACUUUUACUUGAUGAAUUUCGUCAAUGUAUACCUCAUCUAAAUACAUUUCAUUCAAUCAUCAUUGAGGCUCUAUUGGCAAUUGAUUGGAUUGAAAGACCACCAGAUGUUAUCACAGCAUAUAAAAUAUUUUUUGAAGAUUUAAUAUCUGUUCAUGUUGGUCAUUGUAAAUUGGCUAUUGACAAACUUGUUUUGUAUUUAAAACCAUUAACACCAGAUGAUAAAGAAUGGCCAGACUGUGAACCAACAGAAAAAGAUAAACAAAGACUUGAAAAUAUCCAUGAUAUUUUUCGUAAACUUUUAAAAAUGGUACCAAUGUCAAACAACUUAUUAUUUCAAGCAUUGUCAUCUAGCUUUCCAUACAUGAAAGCAUCAACUCAUGCACAUGAAAUUUACAUAAAUUCUCUAUUAAAAGUAACUGAAUAUGCACCAGAAUUACGUUCUGAAAUAUUAUCAUUGAUAAUAAAUAAAUUAUUAAUACUUGAUGUACAUGCACCACGUGCAUUAUUAACAAAAGAAGAUGAAGAUGAUGAUGAUGAAAUAUUUGAAAUUGAUCAAUUAAAUGAUAAAAAUAAAAAAAUCCAUCCAAUUGGACAUACACUAGAUAUUUGUAUGAAAAUAAUGCUUAAAUAUAUAAAACAAUUUUGUCAUAAUAAAGAUGAUGUUAAUGAUGUUAUUGAUAAAGAUAAAGCAACAAUAAUAUAUUAUGAAUUUCUUCAUAUAUUUGAUAAAUUAAUAUUACCAACAUUUGCAAGUCAUCAUAUACAAUUUAUUAUGUUUUUUAUAUCAAGUUUAAAUGGUGGUUUACUUGAUGGUUUUUUAACAUAUUUAUGGCAGAAAGUUAUAAAUGUUAAUGUUGCACCAGUAUUAAGAAAAUCAGCAGUAUCAUAUAUUGCUAGUUUAUUAGCACGUGGUAAUUUUAUAACAAUAAUUAUUAUGAAAAAAAUUAUAUUUGAUUUAUCAGAUUGGAUUAAUAAAUACAUUGAGAUAUAUGAUAAUAAACAAGAUUUAUCAAUUGAUCCAAAAAUACAUACUGUUUUUUAUUCAACAUGUCAAGCAUUAUUUUAUAUUAUUGCAUUUAGAUGCAAAGAUUUUAUUGGUAAUAAACAACAUAUAACAUUUCUUGAUAAUUUAAAAUUAAAUAAAAUAAUUAGUUCAAAAUUAAAUCCAUUAAAAUAUUGUUUAACAACAGUUGUUGAUAUAUUUUCAAAAGUAUCAAAUAAUUUACAAAUUGCAUAUUGUUCAAGUAUCAUUGAACGUAAUUCAAGAACAAAUUUACCAGUUAUACAUAAUCAGCAUUGUUUUGAAACAUUAUUGGAAACAUUUUUUCCAUUUGAUGCAUAUGUUUUACAAGAAAGUAGUCAAUUAAUAUUACCACUUUAUAAAGCAUAUGAGAGUAUAUUUAAUGACAAAGAAAGUGAUGAUGAUGAUGAAGACGACGAUGAAGAAGAUGAUGAUGAAGAAAAAGAAGAAGAGAAUGAUGUUGAUGAUUUUAUUAUGGAUUGUUCAUCACCAAAAGAUAAAGGUUCAUGGAAUGCAAGAGAUAAACUUUUAUGCAGCACUUCUCCUGGUUUUUUUAAUUAAUUUACUUUUUUUUUUUUUUUUUUAUAAAAUUAAUUGUCAAUCAAUCAAUUAUUGCAAUGUCUAAGAGGUAAAUCAAAAACUUUUUUUUUUUUUCUCUACAAAUUUUUUGUGUUUAAUUAAUCCAAUGUAAUUAUUAUUUAAUAAAAACUAUAUUAAUAUUUUUUAAGA
Aphidius gifuensis is the source of this 2137-nucleotide messenger RNA. Its product is annotated as RNA polymerase I-specific transcription initiation factor RRN3-like. Gene Ontology annotation, biological process: transcription initiation at RNA polymerase I promoter. Gene Ontology annotation, molecular function: RNA polymerase I core binding; RNA polymerase I general transcription initiation factor activity. Lineage: Eukaryota; Metazoa; Arthropoda; Insecta; Hymenoptera; Braconidae. The transcript has 4 exons. Gene Ontology annotation, cellular component: nucleus. The record is from RefSeq and is a predicted model, not a curated record. Bases 164 to 1969 code for a protein of 601 amino acids.